AAUAAGUAUUUGUAUAACUAAAUUCAUAGCCUACUUUCAGUUGGAUUGAAAUUGCUGGAGAGGACUGCCGAUAUUUCAAAUAGCCAACACUUGGUUAGAUGCUGAGAACACUUCCCGUUGACAAUUUGAUUAGAUUAAAUAUGAAGCCUAUGGCUGACAUUAAUUGUACUUUUGAUCAACAUGGGGACCCAAAUGGAGAUAGAUUACUGCUCCAGGCGCUGUGGGAUGAUCUGCGAGCGCGACGAGAGUUCCUCACGUCACCUUAUCUGCCCGCAUGCUUUGCGUUCUUCAUCCACAUUCUCCUCUGCUCACCUUUUCUAGUGUUUGAAGCGCUGGGAUGUUUCUGGCCACGGAUGCAUUUCUACAGGAUCUCUAGGAACGCUGAACCGUUGGGGUUGUGUUUGCAGCGAUGGGUUGACUGCUUUUGGAGGAUUUUUAUCAAAUACCUGACAACUAUUCUCCCCGCCAGCGCGCUUUACCAAAGCGUUCGGAAUCCAAUAUUUCCAGAACUCGCGCCAUCCUGGAGAGUGCUCAUAGCGGAGGUUAUCGCAUGCCUACUUCUAUUCGAUGCGCUGUUCUUCAUAUGGCAUUAUUCCAUGCAUCGGGUUCCUUGGCUGUAUCGGAUAGUCCACCAGGCUCACCACCAGAACCGGAUUACCUUUGCCCUGACUGCCCAGGAUGCCAGCCCAGCUGAGCUCCUCUCCCUGCAGGUGCUGGCCCUGACCAGUGCCUGGGUGGUGGGCUGCCACCCUUUGAGCGAGGCCCUGUUCCACCUGCUCAACACCUGGCUGGCCGUAGAAGACCACUGUGGUUAUGACCUGCCCUGGGCCCUCCAUAGACUGCUGCCCUGCUUCGGAGGGGCCCCCUUCCACCAGGCACACCACCACGUCUACAGGGGGAACUACGCCCCCUACUUCAGGCACUGGGACUGGCUUUGUGGGACCUACCUGAGGGUAAGGGAGGAGGCUGGGAGGAAACAUGGAGGGAGGACAAUGAGGAGGAGGAGGAGGAGGAAAAGCCUGGGGUCUGACUGUGUAUGUAUGUGCACGUACAACAAAGCUUAAAUCACAUCAGGAGACCACGUUUGAGGUGUGAGGAAGAAAAUAAAACUUUUAGUUCCCCUUUUAAUUUCAAUUGAGCACAUCAAGAGACUGGUUUUUGGCUGGCAGUGUUUCUGUACUGCAUGUGCAAUAGCAGAGUUUGCUAAUCAAAAUACCACCUGAUUUGAUACAAUUCAUUCUACCAGGUAAGCCUACUUUGCAGUUAACAUUUCAUUUGGAAAGUUUACUGGAAGGCCUUUAGAAAUGACUGUUUCUGCAAUGUUAACUGACUUUCCUAGUUAAAGUAUACAUGUAAAAAAAAAAAUGUACUGGCUGCACAAAGUGGUAGACACAGGCAUUCCCAUGCCAUUGCAUCUUCAGAAAGUUGCAAUAAAUACAAAUCACAGAUGCAUUAUUUAAUAUUCUUUACAUGUCGGCUUUGGAUUGAACCAAUCUGCUUUUUCCUCUAUGGCACUACGAUUUUUAACAUUUAUUUAACUAGGCAAGUCUGUUAAGAACAAAUUCUUAUUUACAAUGACGGCCAAACCCGGACAACGCUGGGCCAAUCGUGUGCCUCCCUAUGGGACUCCCAAUCUCGGCCAGUUGUGAUACAGCCCGGAUACAACUUGGUAAAACAGCCACACGGUGAAGCCUCAACUAGCUCUCACAGUCUCACGUCAGAAUUAGACGUUCGUCCAUGUUUCUCAAACAAAACUUUUUGAAGUUGUUGCAAAUUUCAAAGUGUUUAAGGUUAAGUUUAUGCAUUAACUCCGAAAUCUUAAGGUUAGGCAUUAACUCUGAGUGGUUAAGGUUUGGGAUAGGCUUAAAACAAAAAUCUCAAACAUCUUUCUGUUGCUGGAUUGGAAAUUGCAUCCUACAGAAUCAGAGACAGAAUCCGAAGCUUGUCGUGGAAAUAAGUCACUCUGGGUUCAUUCUGUUGUUAUCUGCACGUGGGUGAUGUCUUCACCCCUCCCUGGCUUAGUUUCCCAGAUGAAAGGAUGAUUUAGAGACAAUGAGGAAUUGUUCUAAACUCCUCCUGGUUACACUAACCACAUAUUUUCUAUGCAAUGCAGUCUUUAACUCAUUUGUCAACUCAAGCCAUCUCUGGUGACCAUACGCUCAGAUUAGCUGCAGGGAAUUAGAGUGGAGACCAAAAAAACACAGACACUAACAGAACAGAAAUAUCCUAUUUGUUAAGUAUUAAUAUCAAACAAAUCAGGUAAACAUGUAAUUUUUCUAUCACAGGCUUCAGAGACAAUAAGAAUAAUGCAUUUUAUUUGGAAGGUGCCUUUCAGAUGAGUUUCAAGACACCACAAAAAAUCUAGUGCUGUACAUAAAAUCAAUUCCAUUCAUGAAUUCAAAUGAAUUUGAAUUAUGCUUGAUUAUUUACAGUUGAUCAACUUCAAAAUAAUGGACGGGUUCUGGCACGUGUCACUUCACACUGAUACCAUGUGCAGGAAACAGCAGCGUACCACUGUGUAGGCUAGGCUACACUGUGUAGGCUACUCAGUGUUAGCUAGCUAGUUAGCCAAACAAACCUCACUGUUAAUCUUGUUCAAGAGACCUUGUAUAAAAGAGGAUGUUGGCGCAGUUAUUUGAUAUCAGUGAUUUUGCCAUGAAGGGCCUCCAAUCCCCCUCUAUAUCAGUCACUGAUUGCAUUGAUCUAAUCAAGGGCCUUAAAUAUAGUUUCAGUACAUUCAGAGACAAUGAUCAGCACUACAACACUGAUACUUUUAGAAAUCAUGAAACACGCUUCUCUACUUCGACUCGCACUCUCUACCUCCCUCUGCUGAGACAUAACCAUCAGUCCAGUGAAAUAAAAAAGUUAUUUCAACUUACACUCUGAUGCGCUUCGCAAGUUGUAGGCUACAAAAACUGACCUAUUACCAGUGUCAUCAUAUAGCCUAGCUAGAGACUCCAGUUUUGAAAUAUACAGGACUCUAAUUGGACCUCUCUUAUUAUAUAUUAAAUUAGGCAAAUUAAUGAAACAAUAUUUAUUUCCAGUCAAUGGCCUAUCAUUUUUAGGAAAGAAGUUUAAUUGGAAAUCGAACUUAGCUCUGUGCUUCUCCACCCAUGCACUAUAGUUAGGCCCUAUAGGCUAUUGAACCAUUUCAUUGAUAUCACACAUUGUAGGAACACUUGAUCUCCUGCACCCAGCGGAGAAUUGCACUAGGCUUGUAUUUUUACUCAGAAAGUGAUCUCGUCUAAGAAAAGGUUGGUGACCACUGUUCUUGUCUAUAUUGGCUAUGGCUGCCUAUUGUCAUUAUUACAGUUAUAUCUGGGCAUUAUGUUCUAGUCUCAUAGUCUAUUAAUUAAGCUUUAGGCCUCUGGUUUAUUAUGUGUAGAUCUAUGUGAGUCGCAUGUUAAAUGCAAGAGUCAUGCAUUUACGAAGGCCUACAAAACGAAUGUCAUUUAAUGCAAAAUCACAUGUUAAAUGGUUUGUUGUGUGUGAUUGAUUACAGUAGGGUUUAAGGUAGGCUAUGCUUUAAUGAUAAUUUAAUGAUUUGAGUGCCUAAAUUUAGUCCCAAUGUCACGCUCGUUAUAAUGAUGAUGGUCGGACCAAGGCGCAGCGUGAGUAUAGUUCCACAUCUUUUAAUGAAUAAGUGAAACUGAAAACAAAAUAACAAAACUUAAAGACCCGUGACUACGUAGUGCUCAAACACACUACAUAAACAAUAUCCCAUAACCCACAGGUGGGAAAAAUUCUACUUAAGUAUGAUCCCCAAUGAGAGACAACGAUAACCAGCUGCCUCUAAUUGGGAAUCAUACAAAUCACCAACAUAGAAAAUCUAACCUAGAACCCCACAUAUAAAAUAUAAACUCGAACAAAAAAAACCUGGUCACGCCCUGACCUACUCUACCAUAGAAAAUACAGGUUUUCUAUGGUCAGGAUGUGACAUCCAUCUAAAUUUUUGAUGGCCCUGCCAUCAACGGAUUUCUGCCUACACCACGUAUGUGUGUGUGUGCGUGUGGACAUAACAAUGGUAUCCAUGAGUUCAUCUGACUCUGGGGAAGUAGAUAAAGGGCUUCAUUGCCAAAAUUGUAAAGUAUCCCUUUAAGCUUAGGGGUUAGGUUGGGGUUCAGUUUAGGAGUGAAUGUUAGAGUAACGGUUAGGUUUAGGAAAAACAGUUUUUGAUUGGAAAUACAUUUUAUAAAGUGUGUGUGUUUUGUAAAUUCCAGGUGCUUAUGUGUUGAUUCAUAUGGGACUUAGGUAUGGCAGAGAUCUCAAUAUGUGAUGAGCAUAGAUGUAGAGAGACAAUGCUGGUCCUUUGGCUAAAUUGGCAUGUUUGUAAUAGACUGUUAAUAGCUUGUUAUAAUUACUCUACUCUUAUAGUCAGGCUAUUUAUUCUACUGUCACUACUAGCCCAGCUAGCGCAUAUCGUUCUGAUAACCAUAUGUUUCUUAGAGCUUCGUAAGAGCGUUUUUUUUCCUCUGAUUAUUUUCAGGUGUGAAAGUAAGGCACUAUGGUGCAAAAUAUAUAGUGUGGGUUUCACUGUACAUGAGCCUAUCAAAAUAAUUAAAAUAAAAUGUCAACGAAAACUGUAGGCAAUUACACCACCUUUUAUCACUACUGCAUGUUAGAGGCAUGAAAUAUGAGCAAAUGGACUUGAAAACAGCUGUUGUUGAAACAACUGCUCUUGUUGUCGAGAACUGUUAAGCAUUCACCCAGGGUUUAUUCAAUAGUGACCUGCGCAGGGGAGACCUUUUCUGGAUGCAGCCAGCAUUGGACUCUUAGACAUAAAUACAUUUUAGCAUAUAUAGGCAAGGAACAUCUGGUUCAGUUCAGCACACUCCUCUCUACUGAGGUUUCUUGGCAAGCUUAUGUAACGGGUGUGAAACGGCUAGAUUAGUGAGCGGUGGUGCGCGCUAAAUAGCGUUUCAAUCGGUGACAUCACUUGCUCUGCAAGGGCCGCGGCUUUUGUGGAGCGAUGGGUAACGAUGCUUCGAGGGUGACUGUUGACGUGUGCAGAGCGUCCCUGGUUCGCGCCAAGGUCGGGGCGAGGGGACGGACGUAAAGUCUAUACUGUUACACUUAUCUAUCACAUAGUGGCAUCCAAGUGAUACAACCCCACCCCCUCUUUUCAAUGUAUAACAUGUGGGAUUGCUGUUCCAUGUUCCCCUUCUCCAAUCGUUAUAACACACAGUACAGUUGUCUAAGAAAAUUGUCAUCGGUAUCUUCACAUUGGUAUAGCCUAUACUCCAAAAUGUGAUGUGGUUAGAAGAGAACACUGACAUUUUGCCAAGGCAAUGGUGAGUUGGCGCCACCAAGACGCACAUGGACAGCAUAAAUUCUGGCUUAAUGCAGGGAUGCAAACUAGUCACCUUUAGGUGAAAUUCGCGGUUUUGAAUCCAAAAUAGGUGACCCAGUCGCGUUUGGAGCUGUAUCCAAAGCUCAUCCAAUCAUUUACUCAGCCAAUCGUUUACGUAACAGAAAGCAGCGCUGCACGGGACUGAAGAAAGAAGAGACAACCAAUUUAUGAGUUACAGCAUCAGCGUGCGCGCUGGAAAGUCAGUUUGCCAGUUACAGAAGCACGUCCCCUUUUAUUUAUUUAUUUAACCAGGUAGGCUAGUUGAGGAUAAGUUCUCAUUUACAACUGCGACUUGGCCAAGAUAAAGUAAAGCAGUUCGACACAAACAACAACACGGAGUUACACAUGGAAUAAACAAACAUACAGUCAAUAAAACAGUAGAAAAAGUCUAUAUACAGUGUGUGCAAAUGAGGUAAGAUAAGAGAGGUAAGGCAAUAACUAGGCCAUGGUGGUGAAGUAAUUACAAUAUAGCAAUUAAACACUGGAGUGAUAGAUGUGCAAAAUAUGAAUGUGCAAGUAGAGAUACUGGGGUGAAAAGGAGCAAGAUAAAUCAAUAAAGUAUGGGGAUGAGGUAGUUGGAUGGGCUAUUUACAGAUGGGCUAUGUACAGGUGCAGCGAUCUGUGAGCUGCUCUGACAGCUGGUGCUUAAAGAUAGUGAGGGAUAUAUGAGUCUCCAGCUUCAGUGAUUUUUGCAGUUCGUUCCGGUCAUUGGCAGCAGAGGACUGGAUGGAAAGGCCGCCAAAGUAGGAAUUGGCUAUGGGGGUGACCAGUGAAAUAUACCUUCUGGAGCGUGUGCUACUGAUGGGUGCUGCUAUGGUGACCAGUGAGCUGAGAUAAGGUGGGGCUUUGCCUAGCAUAGACUUAUAGAUGACCUGGAGCCAGUGGGGUUGGUGACGAAUAUGAAGCGAGGGCCAGCCAACGAGAGCAUGCAGGUCGCAGUGGUGGGUGGUAAAUGGGGCUUUGGCGACAAAACGGAUGGCACUGUGAUAGGCUGCAUCCAGUUUGUUGAGUAGAGAGUUGGAUUCUAUUUUGUUAAUGACAUCGUCAAAAUCGAGGAUCGGUAGGAUGUUCAGUUUUACGAGGGUAUGUUUGGCAGCAUGAGUGAAGGAUGCUUUGUUGCGAAAUAGGAAGCAGAUUCUAUAUUUAAUUUUGCAUUGGAGAUGCUUAAUGUGAGUGGAGGGAGAGUUUAGUCUAACCAGACACCUAGGUAUUUGUAGUUGUCCACAUAUUCUAAGUCAGAACUGUCCAGGGUAGUGAUGUUGGACGGGCAGGCGCGAUAACGAAGAGGUAACGUUAGGUGAGAAACCUGACCACGGAGACAAGGGUGAGAAAGUGAUGAAGCGUACUUCAUGAGCUAUAACUGAAAAACUACUGGCAUUUGGAAAGUUUGAGGUGAGGGAGAAAGUGUGGAGGAAGAAGUAAUAGCAUUAAGUAUUUUGCUAGCUGGAUCGAAUUCUCUGCUAUCCAGAGAAAUGUUGAGCAGCAUUAUCAGAUCAAAUAAUUGAGUGUAUGGUGUGAAAAUUAGCUUGCUAAUAAAAUCAGACGGCUAACGUCAGCUAAAGUUACAACAUCAGAUGAUCUAACAUUAGUAACCUAACCAAUUCGCUAUAGUAUUAACUGGUAUACGACUCCUUGCCCUUCCUCAAGUUAUAACCUGUUAGAUUGCCAGGGUCCAGUAAGCAACUAUGUGAACUGUUAACUAGCUAACAAACUAACCACUAUGCUAGGUAAUGUUUUCCCUUUACAGUAUGUGGUUAAUUUUCAGAGUGAGAGAAUUAGGUGAAAAUGAGGCAUUGCUUGUUAAACAAGUGGAUUCAGGGAUGAAGUGUAGCUGGAGAUGGGCCUGGCUUAAACUGGAGGCCACUAUAGAGGUGAAAGGAACACCACACACGUUCCCUCUUUCUCACUUUUGCUGAUGUCCACAGACAGAAAGUGUACAAUGUAAUAAUGUGCAGUGGAGCCCAAAUAUAUUGUUGUGUUGAACUUGACAGUAACAUGUGAGUGAGGGGGGAUUAAAUAUAUUUUUUACUAAGUGAAUGUUAUUUUUGCCAAUAUAGCCUUGUGCACUUGAUCGAUGUCUACUAUAGUGGCCACUAUAAUAGAGCAAAAAUAUAAUGCCUGUUUCAGUCUAUUUCUACUUUAAGAUGUUUUUUCCCAAGUGCAAUAUGUGUGUGUGGUCACAAACAUUCUAUUAUAAAGGCUGGCAUGGCUAACUGCAAUAUUAGUGUAUUGUUUUUUUUCUGAAGACUUGUCAUUUGCAGUAAAGUCUAGGAAACAAAUGACAUUGGAUUGCUUGCUUUACAUUUUUUAGUUGCGAGUCAGGUUCACAUGAACCACUUUUUUUUUCUUUGUUCUUUGUUGUUUAAUUAGUUAAAGCCUGCAUUUCCCCCUAACGGAUUUUUUUGCAUGUUUCAGUGCAAAAAAAAAGGGUCACCUUUUUGGGCCCUCAGCCGUUUGCAUCCCUGUUAAUGACGAUCGGAAAAUGUCAUCACACAUUUUGGUGUUUUGUGUAACAGAUGUCUCCUUCCAUUCACCACUGUUUGGAGGCUGUAAAUAUUUUGCGAGUGGAUGUAUGUCCGCGGGUAGAAACACAAUAUUAUAAAUGUUUUAUUACAGUUGAAGUCUGAAGUUUACAUACUCUUAGGUUGGAGUCAUUAAAACUAGUUUUUCAACCACUCCACAAAUUUCUUGUUAACAAUCUAUAGUUUUGGCAAGUCAGUUAGGACAUCUACUUUGUGUAUGACACAAGUAAUUUUUCCAUCAAUUGUUUACAGACAGAUCAUUUCACUUAUAAUUCACUGUAUCACAAUUCCAGUGGGUCAGAAGUUUACAUACACUAAGUUUAUUGUGCCUUUAAACAGCUUGGAAAAUUCCAGUAAAUUAUGUCAUGGCUUUAGGAGCUUCUGAUAGGCUAAUUGACAUCACAUCAUGAGUCAAUUGUAGGUGUACCUGUUGAUGUAUUUCAAGGCCUACCUUCAAACUCAGUGCCUCUUUGCUUGACAUCAUGGGAAAAUCAAAAGAAAUCAGCCAAGACCUCAGGAAAGAAAUUGUAGACCUCCACAAGUCUGGUUCAUCCUUGGGAGCAAUUUCCAAAUGCCUGAAGGUACCAUGUGCACUAUUGUUUGUACAGAUGGACAAGUAUAAACUCUAUGGGACCACACAGACAUCAUACCGCUCAGGAAGGAGAUGCGUUCUGUCUCCUGGAGAUGAACGUACUUUGGUGCGAGAAGUGCAAAUCAGUUACAGAACAAGAGCAAAGGAGCUUGUGAAGAUGCUGGAGAAAACGGGUACAAAAGUAUCUAUAUCCACAGUAAAACGAGUCCUAUAUCGACAUAACCUGAAAGGCAAGGAAGAAGCCACUGCUCCAAAACCGCCAUGAAAAAAGCCAGACUACGAUUUGCACCUGCACAUGGGGACAAAGAUUGUACUUUUUGGUGAAAUGUCCUCUGGUCUGAUGAAGCUAAAAUAGAAUUGUUUGGCCAUAAUGACCAUUGUUAUGUUUGGAGGAAAAAGGGGGACGCUUGCAAGCUGAAGAACACCAUCCCAACCGUGAAGCACGGGGGUGGCAGUGUCAUGUUGUGUGGUGGCUUUGCUGCAGGAGGGACUGUAUUUGGCUAAGGUGUGUGUAAACUUCCGACUUCAACUGUAUCUGCCUCACUCUCAGAGAAAUAAGUUGUACUGCUUGGUUUUACACAGUCAAAUGUAACAAAUAACUACUUUUAUAUGUCAGAACUGUACAGAAAUAUUCAAAUGAUACAUUUGUGAUAUUUUUGCAUAUUACCCAGCAUCCUUUUCUGCAUCUGAAGUUUUGAAUUAUGUUGUUCCUCAUAUUUAGCUAAUUCAAAUUUGAUGUUCAUUUUCCAACUGAAUAAUGUUGCACUUUUAAUUAUACGUUACACAUUUUUUGUAUGUUAAUGUUUUACUGUAAUGUGAACAACUGGUCACUCCAGCCACAACUAUUUGUAAAUAACUGUUGUAACAUUGGCUGAGAAGAUGCUUUGGUCAAUCAAGGUAACCUUUGCAUGGCUAAUUACAAUAGUCAAUGUGGUUAAUGAUUAGGUCUAUUUGUAAAAGUAUGCUUGGAAGAUAUUAUAAAUACACUAUUUGUAAAGAAAAUAUAAAUGACCAAAUCAUCCUCUAGUGGCCUCAUGGGUGGAAUGUUUAUAAUUUCAUUUUUUUUUAAGUGUAUCGCUGAAAAUCUGGUUUCUUUUUAAAACGGUUCUGUUAUAUUUCAGUCUGCUGUGAUGUAAAUAAAGUGUAAUAUUGGGAUGCAA
Oncorhynchus masou masou (cherry salmon) is the source of this 9624-nucleotide messenger RNA. Its product is annotated as cholesterol 25-hydroxylase-like protein. NCBI's taxonomy places the organism in Eukaryota, Metazoa, Chordata, Actinopteri, Salmoniformes, Salmonidae. The record is from RefSeq and is a predicted model, not a curated record. Gene Ontology annotation, molecular function: iron ion binding; C-4 methylsterol oxidase activity; steroid hydroxylase activity. Gene Ontology annotation, cellular component: endoplasmic reticulum membrane. Gene Ontology annotation, biological process: cholesterol metabolic process; sterol biosynthetic process. The transcript has 2 exons. Bases 99 to 1064 code for a protein of 321 amino acids.